GUGCGCCACUAUCUUAACACUGACUUGCAACAAACUGCUCAGCAGAUAUUCUUCAACUUCAGUCACGGACAAAACUACCAACGUUUGUCAACUACUCGAAUUUGUGAUCCUCUGAAUUAGUAAACAACAUCAUCAAAACCAACGGAUUCAAACUUGUAUUAACCUUGGUAUGGACAGCCAAGUGUGUGCAGAUGGUAAACUGUUAGAAUUGAUCGACGACGUCUGGCGUAAAGAACAGCUGCCAAUUGAUGACAUUACAGUUCCACUAGCCGAAUUGCCAGACCCAGAAAGUGACAAUGGCGACUCACAUAUGACUCUAAAAGAAUUGGAACAAAAAUGGAACAAUCUAGCUCUGAGUACACUCAGUGAAAACCAUUUGCACUCUCCUACUACAGCACAUAAUUAAAGUACUUGUGAAUACGAUUGAAUUUAUUGAAACUCUGAAAUCAAUUCUAAAUGAAAAUACCGAAUAACACACUGAUAUCUGCUGUACGAGUUUUUCCAAUGACAAUACAAUAUGGAGUUUCCAACUUUGGGAAGUCAAUGCUCGGUCACGA
Molecule: messenger RNA, 557 nt
Organism: Athalia rosae (coleseed sawfly)
Lineage: Eukaryota; Metazoa; Arthropoda; Insecta; Hymenoptera; Athaliidae
Product: anaphase-promoting complex subunit 13
Exons: 2
Coding region: 170-406 (78 amino acids)
Biological process (GO): protein K11-linked ubiquitination
Cellular component (GO): anaphase-promoting complex
Source: RefSeq, a predicted model, not a curated record